Molecule: messenger RNA, 314 nt
Organism: Cetraspora pellucida
Lineage: Eukaryota; Fungi; Glomeromycota; Glomeromycetes; Diversisporales; Gigasporaceae
Source: the annotation of a GenBank genome assembly
AUUCUGAAAAUAUUACUGAAUCUGAAGAUUUUAUUGAAUUCAAAGAUAUUAUAGAUUCUGAUACUUUGGAUUUGGAUAAGGAUUUUAUAUCUCUACCUAAAAAUUUUAGCACUCAUUGGACAGGCUUUUUGCAAGUUACUGAAGUUCCUACUCACAAAGCAGUUUUAGUAACUGAUUAUUUUGAUAAAGCUAUUUUAUCAUCGGAAAAAACUAAUGAAUUACAUACUUUGUUGUUACAAGCAUUAGUAUAUAGCAAUAUUCCAUUUACUUUUGCUGAAAAUCCAUUUUUUAUUUUAUUUUUAAAGUCCUUAUGA